Australozyma saopauloensis is the source of this 1320-nucleotide messenger RNA. RefSeq names its product alpha-1,2-mannosyltransferase KTR1 (gene MNT1). Lineage: Eukaryota; Fungi; Ascomycota; Pichiomycetes; Serinales; Metschnikowiaceae. The transcript has a single exon. Gene Ontology annotation, cellular component: Golgi apparatus; membrane. Bases 1 to 1320 code for a protein of 439 amino acids. Gene Ontology annotation, molecular function: alpha-1,2-mannosyltransferase activity. The record is from RefSeq and is a predicted model, not a curated record. Gene Ontology annotation, biological process: cell wall mannoprotein biosynthetic process; protein O-linked glycosylation; protein N-linked glycosylation.
AUGGCUUCAUCCAGAUCAAAUGCCCGUCUCGUCAGAUUCGGAGUGUUUGCUCUUGUCUUGAUUUUCUGUGGUUAUAUUCUCACCAAGGGCUCGUCCUACUCCAUCGCUCCCCAGAAGAAUGCUGCUGUCCAAGAGAACACCUCCGCUGGAAAGGUCGCUUCCUCUGGUAAAGAGGCUGCUGGUGCCGGUGCAGCCGGUGCCGCCAAUGCCGCCCCUGGUGCUGCUGGCGCCGCUGCUGGUGCUGCCGCAGGUGCUGGUGCUGCCGCAGGUGCCGUUGCAGGUGCCGGUGCUGGUAAAGCUCCAGCCACUGGUGGCUCUUCUGGUGCUGUCGCUUCUAAGGACGGCAAGGUGAAGGCUACCUUUGUUACUUUGGCCAGAAACUCGGAUCUCAACGGUUUGUCCGACUCCAUCAGACACGUUGAAGACCGUUUCAACAAGAACUACAACUACGACUGGGUUUUCUUGAACGAUGAACCAUUCUCCGAGGAAUUCAAGAACACCAUCAACGCUUUGACCUCUGGUGUCGCCAAGUUCGGUGUGAUUCCAAAGGAGCACUGGUCUUACCCAGAAUGGAUUGACAAAGAGAAGGCUGCUUUGGCCAGAGAGGAGAUGGUCCGUAAAAAGAUCAUCUACGGUGGUUCCGAGCCAUACAGACACAUGUGUAGAUUUGAGUCUGGUUUCUUCUUCAGACACGAGUUGAUGAAGGACUACGACUACUACUGGAGAGUCGAGCCAGAUGUGAAGAUCUACUGUGACAUCGACUACGAUGUGUUCAAGUUCAUGCAAGACAACGACAAAUGGUACGGCUUCACCAUUUCCUUGCCUGAGUACCUGGAGACCAUCCCAACCUUGUGGGACACCACCAAGAAAUACAUGAAGAAGUACCCUCAAUACAUUGCCGCCGACAACAACUUGGACUGGAUCUCUGACGACAAGGGUGACACCUACAACGGUUGUCACUUCUGGUCUAACUUCGAGGUCGGUGCUUUGAAGUUCUUGCGUUCUGAUGCUUAUCUCAAAUACUUCGAGGAAUUGGACCAAGCUGGUGGUUUCUUCUACGAGAGAUGGGGUGACGCUCCUGUGCACUCUAUCGCUGCUUCUCUCUUGAUGCCAAGAGAGAAGAUUCACUUCUUUGGCGACGUUGGAUACUUCCACGUCCCAUUCCACAACUGUCCUAUUGACGAUUCUGUCCGUCUUGCCAAGAAGUGUGUCUGUAACAAGAAUGACGACUUCACUUGGAAAGGAUACUCUUGUACCCCUCGUUUCUUCACUUUGAAUAACAUGAAGAGACCAACUGGCUGGGAGCAGUUCAGCGGUUAA